AUGUCUUGCCGUUCCUACAGAGUCAGCUCCAGUCACCGAGUGGGCAACUUCAGCUCCUGCUCAGCCAUGGCACCCCAGAAUUUGCACCGCGUCCACGCCAGCCCUGCCUCCUGCAGGAGUGGGCCUGGAUUCCGGGGCCUGGGCGGUUUUGGUAGUCGGAGUGUCACCACCUAUGGAUCAUAUCCACCCCGGAUAGCAGCCGUAGGCCCUCAUUCUGUUCGCUGUGGAGCUGGCUUCGGUGCUGGAAGCAGGGUGGCCUAUGGCUUUGGUGACAGAAGUGGUGUCGGCUUGGGUUUUGGUGCCUGCAGUGGUGUUGGUCUGGGGUUUGGAGCUGGAAGUAGCCUUGGCUAUGGCUUCAGCGGUCCCAGCUUUGGCUAUCGAGUUGGAGGAGUCAGAGGCCCGGCAGCGCCAUCUAUCACAGCAGUGACUGUGAACCAGAGCCUGCUGACCCCUCUCAACCUGGAGAUUGACCCCAAUGCCCAGAGAGUGAAAACGGAUGAGAAGGAGCAAAUCAAGACUCUCAACAACAAAUUUGCCUCCUUCAUCGACAAGGUGCGGUUCCUGGAGCAGCAGAAUAAGCUCCUUGAGACUAAGUGGAGCUUCCUGCAAGAGCAGAAAUGCACCAAGAGCAACUUGGAGCCCCUCUUUGAGAAUUACAUUAACAUUCUGCGGAAGCAGCUGGACACGGCAGCCAGUGAACGGGCCCGGUUAGAGGCUGAGAGAAACCAUAUACAGGAUGUUCUUGAGGGCAUCAAGAAGAAGUAUGAAGAGGAAGUGGUCUUGCGGGCCAAUGCUGAGAAUGAAUUUGUGGCUCUGAAGAAGGAUGUAGAUACUGCUUUCUUGAAUAAAUCUGACCUAGACACCAAUGUGGAUACUCUCGCUCAGGAAACGGAAUUCCUGAAAAUACUGUACAUGGAGGAGAUCCAGUUGCUGCAGUCACACAUCUCAGAGACCUCAGUCAUUGUGAAGAUGGACAAUAGCCGGGAUCUGAACAUUGAUGGGAUCAUUGCUGAUAUCAAGUCCCAGUAUGAAGAGAUUGCCAGGCGCAGCCGGGCUGAUGCUGAGUCCUGGUACCAGAGCAAGUAUGAAGAGAUGCAGGUGACAGCUGGCCAGCACUGUGACAAUCUGCGUAAUACACGGAAUGAGAUCAAUGAGCUGACCCGUCUAAUCCAGAGGCUGAAGGCAGAGAUCGAGCAUGCCAAGGCUCAGCGAGCCAAGGUGGAGUCCGAAGUGGCUGAAGCAGAGCAGCAGGGUGAGACAGCCCUCAAUGACGCCAAGUGCAAGCUGGCCGAUCUAGAGUGUGCCCUGCAGCAGGCCAAGCAGGACAUGGCAAGACAGCUGCGUGAAUACCAGGAGCUGAUGAAUGUUAAGCUGGGUCUGGAUAUCGAGAUCGCCACCUACAGACAGCUGCUGGAGGGCGAGGAGAGCCGGAUCUGUGAAGGUGUUGGACCUGUGAACAUAUCCGUGAGCAGCUCCCGGGGCGCCGUGGUGUGCUGCCCAGAGCCCUUCGGCUCCAGCUCCGCCUCACGCAGCGGCGCGGGGGCCUUCUCCAGCAGCAGCUGCCUCGGCGGCCAGCGCACCUACAGCGGGGUCCAGACAUCCAGCAGCACCUGUGCUUCGAGCCUGAGUGGGGCCCGGCUGGUUGGGGCCUAUGGGGACCGGCUGGGUGCAGGCACAAGGGCCGGCUCGGUGCUUGUGGGCGAGACCUGCGUGCCCAGUGUCCCCUGUCCUCUGCCCACCAAGGAAGGCUUCAGCAGCUGCAGUGGCGGCCGCGGAAGCCGUGGCUCCAGCGUCCACUUCGUCUCCACCACCACCUCCCGCAGGGCCAAGUACUAA
Molecule: messenger RNA, 1836 nt
Organism: Elephantulus edwardii (Cape elephant shrew)
Lineage: Eukaryota; Metazoa; Chordata; Mammalia; Macroscelidea; Macroscelididae
Gene: KRT84
Product: keratin 84
Exons: 9
Coding region: 1-1836 (611 amino acids)
Biological process (GO): intermediate filament organization; keratinization
Cellular component (GO): keratin filament
Molecular function (GO): structural constituent of skin epidermis
Source: RefSeq, a predicted model, not a curated record